AUGCGUUGGGAGACUAAUUUGGUUGAGUCUCUCCCUCUGCUUGGUCGUCGGCAGUCUAGGGCUAUUUCCACUACGAGGUUUCCGAUUAAUGUUGUGGAUCCUACUAACAAUCCUUCUGAUGUCCUUUUUAAUGAACCUGUGACUGCUUUGUCUAAGCAUGACAAGUCAAAUGUUUUUGAGUCUGUGAAGGAUAGUAAGGAUGGGAUCCUUUAUGGAAUCGGUGACCACUUGGUUAGGCGGAAGGCUCAAUUGGACGCUUUUAGUUUUGUUGGAGGUGGGGCUGGACUGCCUAUCGCUGGUCGUCUGAAAAAGAUAAAAGUUUUUGCAAAUCUUCAUGCUGACUUCGACAUUAUGAGGGUUGCCUUUGGUUAUGGGGCUCCAACUCUUCAAGGCAGUUCUCAUAUUCGUCAUGGAGGAAAUACUCAUCCUAAUAUGUUUGCUUCAGGGUGGAAUUUGACUGCCAAUUCUCGCCUGUCUGUGAGGGUGAAUUGUUUAGAGUCUGCACGUCAUGCUUUUCCCGACGGGUCCAUCGCUGAUAUUGAGCCCUCAGAUGAUCAGACAGUGGGAUAG
Lactuca virosa is the source of this 570-nucleotide messenger RNA. The record is from the annotation of a GenBank genome assembly. Lineage: Eukaryota; Viridiplantae; Streptophyta; Magnoliopsida; Asterales; Asteraceae.